Brassica rapa (field mustard) is the source of this 1733-nucleotide messenger RNA. Its product is annotated as cysteine-rich receptor-like protein kinase 10. Gene Ontology annotation, molecular function: protein kinase activity; ATP binding. Lineage: Eukaryota; Viridiplantae; Streptophyta; Magnoliopsida; Brassicales; Brassicaceae. The record is from RefSeq and is a predicted model, not a curated record. Gene Ontology annotation, biological process: protein phosphorylation.
ACAUCUCUGACUUUUGUCUCUAUCGUCCCUUCCGCGCACUCUUCCUCACAUAAAACCAAAAUUUACAGAGACAAAUCUAAACACGCUUUCUUCUUCUUUCUUCUUCUUCUUCAAUCACAAUCUGAUCUUCCGCGACUACAGCGAAGAAAAACCCAAUCGAAUCCUCCUGAAGAUCCGAUUCUAGCAUCCUCUUGUCUUCUUCUUCGAUCUUUCUUCUUCAGUUCACAAUAGCUUUCCAUGGGAUGGUCACAAGGAACUCUCACAAGAGUGAUCUGGGCAUGACCAAGUCCAUGAAUUUCUUCCAGAACAUCAUCAAACCCUUCAAACGCAGCUCCAAUCGAGGUAUUGAAGACGAUAUCGAGAGAAUCGCUGCUCUCGAGCAGAAAGUCUUCCCCUUUCAAGUCCUAGUCUCCGCUACCAAGGAUUUCAACCCGACCCACAAGCUCGGCGAAGGUGGAUUCGGACCCGUCUUCAAGGGAAGGUUACCUGACGGGAGAGACAUAGCAGUGAAGAAGCUAUCUCAGGCCUCAAGGCAAGGGAAGAGAGAGUUUGUUAACGAGGCCAAGUUGUUAGCUAAAGUCCAGCAUCGUAAUGUCGUUAACCUCUGGGGCUAUUGCACUCACGGUGAGGAUAAGCUCUUGGUCUACGAGUACGUCGCUAACGAAAGCCUUGACAAAGUCCUCUUCAAGUCUAACAGAAGAUCGGAGAUAGACUGGAAGCAGAGGUUUGAGAUCAUAACAGGCGUUGCUCGAGGACUGCUCUAUCUCCAUGAAGACGCGCCUAACUGCAUUAUCCACAGAGACAUCAAGGCUGGCAACAUUUUGCUCGAUGAGAAGUGGGUUCCCAAGAUUGCUGAUUUUGGGAUGGCUAGGCUCUUUCAGGAGGACGCAACGCACGUCAACACUCGCGUCGCUGGAACCAAUGGUUACAUGGCGCCUGAGUAUGUAAUGCACGGUGCUCUAUCGGUAAAAGCAGACGUGUUCAGCUUUGGUGUUGUGGUUCUUGAGCUCAUCAGUGGGCAAAAGAACUCCAGUUUUAGUCUGAAACACGCUGACCAAACUCUUCUCGAAUGGGCAUAUAGGUUGUACAAGAAAGGCAGGACCAUGGAGAUGGUAGACCCGGACAUAGCAGCCUCGGCUGAUCCAGACCAAGUCAGACUCUGCGUUCAGAUCGGACUGCUAUGUGUACAAGGCGACCCUCACCAGAGACCAGCUAUGAGAAGAGUGUCUUUGCUUCUCUCGAGAAAACCAGGACAUCUAGAAGAGCCAGAGCGUCCUGGCGUCCCGGGGUCUAGAUACCGACGUAGAACGCAUCACCGUCCUUCAGGAACAUCCUCGGUUGGUACAUUGUCGACGACGGGAUCGAGUACAGAUUCGUUUGGCUCGAACUUGAACACGAACAGUGGAACUGGAACAGGUAGAGCUACUCCAGUUUCUGCUAGGACACCGACACGGGGUCACGCCACUAGAAGUGCAGGUGCCAGCUCUAGCUCGGAUCCUCAUGGUAAACGGCCUAUGACGAGUUAUUGAAAGUAGAUAAUAUCUUUGUUACAUGUUUGAUUGUGUAUAGCGAGCUUUUUCUUGUUAUUGGUUCUGGUAGUGAUUAUAGGAGAGGGGUUUAGUAGUGUGUGAGAAAGAGAAAGAAAAGGAAAAGUUCAUUCAUUUGUUAUUUACAUUGUUAAUAUAUAAUAUUAAGAAAAUAAAAACUCUCCUCACGUUUUGAGGUUCCCAUGA